AUGCUACCGACACCGUACAUCAAAUGUGACUACGAGACGGUUUACGAACCCUGUGAAGACAGUUUCCUACUGCUUGAUGGCCUUGAACAGGAACAGUCGUUCCUCCAGACCAGAUUUAGGAACCAGUUAGCCAUCGUAUGUGAACUGGGACCAGGAUCCGGUAUUGUAACUACAUUUCUCAUGCAGAAUGACAUACCACAUGGUAAUGGAUCCAUCUAUUUGGCCCUAGACAUUAGUCCCUGGGCCCUUGAAGCUACACAGGAUGCCCAGAGAAGAAAUGAUUGCCAGAAUCGUUACCUUAGCGUAAUUCAAAGUGAUUUGACUAAAUGUCUCAGACAAAACAGUACUGAUCUACUGGUAUUUAAUCCACCAUAUGUACCAGCUGAACAAGUUCCUGAUAGGCCCUCUUCAAAUGAAAAUGACAAGAGUCAAUGGUUAGAUCUAGCACUUUUAGGCGGUGAAGACGGAAUGGUUAUUACUCGACAGGUGUUGGAUCAAUUGGAUACCAUAUUGUCACAACAAGGAGUUGCAUACAUUCUAUUCUGUGCAAGAAAUAAGCCUGAACAAGUUGCUGAAAGUAUGAGACAGCAAGGUUGGAAGGUUGAUCUUAUCAUUAAUAGAAAGGCAGGUUGGGAAGUACUGAGUAUCUAUCGAUUUAUUAGACAAUAA
Molecule: messenger RNA, 669 nt
Organism: Zygosaccharomyces rouxii
Lineage: Eukaryota; Fungi; Ascomycota; Saccharomycetes; Saccharomycetales; Saccharomycetaceae
Gene: MTQ2
Product: S-adenosylmethionine-dependent methyltransferase
Exons: 1
Coding region: 1-669 (222 amino acids)
Biological process (GO): methylation
Cellular component (GO): eRF1 methyltransferase complex
Molecular function (GO): S-adenosylmethionine-dependent methyltransferase activity; protein methyltransferase activity; nucleic acid binding
Source: RefSeq, a predicted model, not a curated record